Molecule: messenger RNA, 1567 nt
Organism: Ciona intestinalis (vase tunicate)
Lineage: Eukaryota; Metazoa; Chordata; Ascidiacea; Phlebobranchia; Cionidae
Source: RefSeq, a predicted model, not a curated record
AGAAAUUGUAUUUGUUUGUUUUGCUUUUGAAAUUGUGAUUGGUUUUGCUUUGUCAGUUACAUACAGAUUGUACGGAUACCGAAUAUUUUACAGAUUUGUUUUAUGUGAUAAUACGCCGCAAUGGAAAACGAGAAACCCACUAAAGUGUCAAGAACAAAACUUAGCUUGCUAAGACAAAAACCUCUUGAGGUUUCUACUGAAAAAUCACCGUUGUUGGAUGUUGAAAGAAUUUGUGAAACGCCGGUUACAUCAGCACGAAACGACAACCCAAAGUCGAUAUUUUCUGUUUCGAACAACAACGAUAGACAAGUAGUGAAACUACAACGAGGUUUGUUGAAUAGUAAGUGGACGUCAUCUCAAUCUAUGGAAGAACCAACCAAUGCGUUUGAAGUCAAACCUCCGUUGGCUGCCCAACCUAACAAUGAAACACCAACGCAAGACACACCGAUAUUAAACCCGCCAUCCAAAGCGAAGUCACACGACGAGUAUACGAAAGGCAUCCUUGCUGCUCUGUUGGGUGCUGGGGUAAUGUAUGGGUUGACAGGAGUGUUUGUACGUUUGGCAGGUGAUCAUGGGGUGGGAUCUAUUGAGACUCUACUUGUUAGAAGUAUGGUUCAGUUUCUUUUAUUUGGCUCGUUGAUUGGAGCUCACAAGAUAUCGUAUCGGCCACCAGAGGGCAGAGUGUGGUAUUGUGUUUUAAUCGCAGUGAUGUACAGCCUUGCCACCAUUUGUUCAUUUGAAGCUUUCAACGUCAUUCCACCUGGUAACGCAAUUGCAACACGAGGGGCUUCAAGGACAAUAUUUGCUGUGGUUUUAACUUUCCUUAUCACACGGGAGAAGAUCCAAAUAAGAGAUGGGGCCGCCGUAUUAAUAUGUAUGAGUGGGAUCGCAAUGAUAAUAGCUUCCAGUUUGACAUCAAAUGAAAAAGAUUACGUAGUUCCUCAUGGGAUGUCAGAUAACAAGGUCUUAGUGAACGUGUAUGGAUACAUACUUAUUGUGGUUGCUGGCAUUACACGAAGUCUCGGCAUGAUCACGGUGCGGAAAGUAAAAGGCGAAGUUCAUUCGUUCUCGGUUGUUCUGUAUCACUCAAGUUUAACUUUCUUAAUAUCCAUCGGUCUAAUGUUCGUUCGUCCGUUCCCAUGGCCACCAAGCGCAGCAGGGAUCGGUUACAUGGUGGCUGUGUGUGCGACGUCAUCCGUGGCAACCUGGUCAUCCAACUAUGCUGUUCAACUUAUACACCCUGGGUUGGCGGCGCUUGCCCAGAACGCCGACCUUGUAGUUAGUAUCACCUUGGAACAUACAAUCUUACAAGUGGCCCCUCAGCUGCUGGAAAUAUUGGGCGCUCUGCUUAUUUUGUUUGGUGUGUCUGGACUCACGUUUUUAAAAUGGAGGGAAAGCAAAAAGGAAGCAGAGUUAGGAGAUGAAACAUAGACUUUUUCUAAGAAUGUAAAAAUAUUUUUCUAUCAUGAUGUGUCGUGUUUUGUUGUUUGUUUUUCACUUCAAGUCUUUCUUGGUCGUCCAAUAUGGUUUACCCGCAAUCUAAAUAAACCAUUUCAAACUCUGUGAA